AUGUACAUAUUCCGCCUUCGCGUUUUGACCAUCAUCUCGUGCGCCCUUGCCUGUCUGGUCUCGCCAGCACAGUCCCGGCCGACAAGGUUGCCGUGGCCGUGGCCAGCAUGGUGGCCAUGGCCGGGAUGGGGGAGGGUUCGUGACGACGAGCGCAACUUCAACACCAUCUCGCGCAUCUACAACCUCACCGUCUACCCCAACCAGCUCCCGAUAAUCCUCGGAGGCGGGGCGGGCGUUCCCCCGGGCCUCUUCAGCCAGGACGUCGCGGGCAGGGUCGACCCGGUUGGCGAUUUCGUGGGUUUCGAGGAUUCCAUCGAGUACUUUUUUGCCCUGGCACCGCUCCCGCAGGGAAACGCGGCGUCGGCGGCCAUCACGGGCUAUCAGAUUGCGGAAUUCAGCUCCGCAUGCAGCGAUGUUGCCGCCUCCGUUGUGUAUUUGUUCUGCAGCGUCGUGAACCCGGGCUGCGCGGAUCAUGGCAAACCGCUUGCCCCCCUGAAGCAGGUCGCAUUUUGGAAGUUCGACAAGCAUGGAGCGGUCCUCAAAUACGACGCCUGGAUCCCGAAUCUCAACAACUGGAUCGAGGCCAGUACGGGCGCCCAGAUAUCCAAUUCGCAGUUCCGGACACAGAGCAUCCAACAGAUCUGUGCCGUCACUCAGACGAGAUGCACGGGGCCGAACACGCAGUGGGAGAGUAUUGAUGAAUGUGCGUCUGCCUUGUCGCAGAAGCCUUACGGAAAUUACGACGAGGCAUGGGGAGACAACAUUGUCUGCCGGUCAAUUCACCUUGUUCUUACUCAAGUACGGCCAGAUGUUCAUUGUUCUCAUGUGGGGCCUACAGGCGGUGGGAAAUGCGUGGAUGUCUCAUAUCCUGUUGAUUACUUUAAUGAUGAAAGCCUCUACGGUGAUCCGCUUGGAAAGACGUUCAUGUGUAAUUCAUAG
Messenger RNA from Phialemonium atrogriseum, 939 nucleotides. RefSeq lists its product as uncharacterized. Lineage: Eukaryota; Fungi; Ascomycota; Sordariomycetes; Cephalothecales; Cephalothecaceae. The record is from RefSeq and is a predicted model, not a curated record. The transcript is spliced from 3 exons. The coding region runs from base 1 to 939 and encodes 312 amino acids.